AUGUCGAUCUUUGAGUUAAAUAAUGACCUUCACCUUACAAGACAACGUUGCCAGGUUUUCUCUGUGACUCUGACUCAUCAACUUUUGCUCCUCCUGGUCACGCUGUCAUGCCUGAUAUUUACCACGAUGUGUGGUGUACAACAUAUACAAAGAGGAAGCAGUGGGGCUGAGCUGACCAUGUUUGAAUCUUUCUACUUUGUGAUCGUGACUUUCAGCACGGUCGGGUACGGGGACAUUUCCCCAGACACAUGGCUAGGGCAGCUCUUUAUGACGUGUAUGAUCGGACUUGCCUUCGCCUUUAUACCCAGACAGGUAGAAGGAGUAACUUCAGCACUUUACGAGAUCCGCACAACAGGUGGGGAGUACAGUGAACGGAAUGCACAUGGACAGCAUCACGUUGUAUUGUGUACCACGGGUAUAACAGCAGAACAUUUACUUAAUUUCCUGAUAGAAUUCUACGCCCACUCACAUCUUGAGUACCACACAGUGGUGCUGUUAAGUACGGAACGAAGAGACAUGGGACUAAAAAUACUCCUGAAAGAUCCGAAAUGGUCGUAUCGAGUCAUAUAUAUACAAGGAUCUGCGCUCAUUGAUGUUGAUUUACAGAGAUGCAGAUUGACUGAGGCAGAUGCCUGUUUUAUUCUACCACCUCCAGUGUUCGACAACAGACAACAAACUGUAACUAACAUUUACAACAAACUUGCAUUAUUGGUUAAACAUUUUGUAUAUCUGGUCACUGUCACAUUCUUGACACCAGUGACCGUAUCUGGUCACUGUCACAUUCUUGACACAAGUGAUCGUAUCUGGUCACUGUCACAUUCUUGA
Messenger RNA from Pecten maximus, 825 nucleotides. RefSeq names its product potassium channel subfamily T member 2-like. The record is from RefSeq and is a predicted model, not a curated record. NCBI's taxonomy places the organism in Eukaryota, Metazoa, Mollusca, Bivalvia, Pectinida, Pectinidae. Gene Ontology annotation, molecular function: intracellular sodium-activated potassium channel activity. Bases 1 to 825 code for a protein of 274 amino acids. The transcript is spliced from 6 exons.